Molecule: messenger RNA, 3875 nt
Organism: Labrus bergylta (ballan wrasse)
Lineage: Eukaryota; Metazoa; Chordata; Actinopteri; Labriformes; Labridae
Source: RefSeq, a predicted model, not a curated record
GUACGUCAACGGUCAGUCGCCAGAGAGAAAAAACAGCCGCUUCCGUGUUGUUCUUGUGUUAUUGUCGGUUAGCGGAGUCUGACAGCCUCCCCGGAGCCCGUUUAUCAUGAUCCUGUGAAGCUGACUCACACUUUCAGCUUCCUUUGAGCCGACAUGUCGCUGCUGCAGAGCUCCAAGAAGAAAGACAAGCGGAUUCUGUCCGGUACCUGCCCGGACCCGAAAUGUCAGGCGAGGCUCUUCUUCCCCGCUCACGGCUCCGUUAGCAUCGAGUGCACGGAGUGUGGUCAGCGACACGAACAGAAGAACCUGUUAAAUGUGGAGGAAGUGACCGACCCAGAUGUGGUUCUUCACAAUCUGCUCAGGAACGCCCUGCUCGGCGUCACCGGGGCCCCGAAGAAAGGCACGGAGCUGGUGAAGGUGAUGGGUCUGUCCAACUACCACUGCAAGCUGCUGUCCCCGGUCCUCACCCGGUACGGGAUGGAUAAACAAACCGGGAAAGCCAAGCUGCUGCGGGAGAUGAACCAGGGGGAGAUGUUCGACUGCUCUCUCCUCGGGGACAGAGCCUUCCUCAUCGAGCCGGACCAUGUCUCCACCAUGGGGUACGGGAAGGACCGGUCCGGGAGCCUCAUCUACCUCCACGACACCCUGGAGGAGGUGAAGAAAGCCAACAGCAACAGGGAGUGCCUGAUCCCGGUGCACGUGGACGGGGACGGGCACUGCCUGGUCCACGCCGUGUCCAGAGCGCUGGUGGGCAGAGAACUGUUCUGGCACGCCCUGAGAGAAAACCUGAAGCAGAACUUCAAGCAGAACCUGGACCGCUACAAGGCCCUCUUUCAGGAUUUUAUCGACGCGGCCGAGUGGGAGGACAUCAUCAACGAGUGCGACCCGCUUUUCGUCCCGCCUGAAGGCGUGCCGCUCGGGCUGCGCAACAUCCACAUCUUCGGUUUGGCCAACGUCCUCCACCGACCCAUCGUCCUGCUGGACUCGCUGAGCGGGAUGAGGAGCUCCGGCGACUACUCGGCCACCUUCCUGCCGGGGCUGGUGGCCGAGGAGCAGUGCAGGGGGAAAGACGGGAAGCUCAACAAGCCCAUCUGCAUCGCCUGGAGCAGCUCGGGCAGGAACCACUACAUCCCCCUGGUGGGCAUCAAGAACAGCGUGCUGCCCAAGCUGCCCGCCCGCCUGCUGCCGAAGGCGUGGGGAAUCCCUCAGGAGCUCAUCAGGAAGUACAUCAAGCUGGAGCCCGACGGGAGCUGCGUGAUCGGCGGCGACCGCAGCCUGCAAGACAAAUACCUGAUGCGGCUGGUCAACGCCAUGGAGGAGGUGUUCAUGGAGAAGCACAGCAUCCACCCGUCGCUGGUGGCCGACGUGCACCAGUACGUGUACAGGCGGACCGGCGUGAUCGGCAUCCAGCCCGAGGAGGUGACGGAGGCGGCGAAGAAGUCGGUGGUGGAGAACCGGCUGCACCGCUGCCUGAUCUGCGGCGCGCUCUCCGAGCUCCACGUCCCCCCCGAGUGGCUGGUUCCCGGCGGGAAGCUCUACAACCUCGCCAAGUCCACCCACGGCCAGCUGCGGCCCGACAAGAACUACAGCUUCCCCCUCAACAACGUGGUGUGCUCCUACGACCCCCAGAGGGACGUCCUCGUGCCCGAUUACAAACUGAGCUCCCUCAACACCUGCAACUGGUGUCACGGCACCUCGGUGCGCCAUAUCCACGGCAACGGGUCGGUGGUGUACCUGGACGGGGACAGAACCAACACCCGCUCCCAGGGCGGGAAGUGCGGCUGCGGCUUUAAGCACUACUGGGAGGAGAAGGAGUACGACAACCUCCCCGAGGCCUUCCCCAUCACGCUGGAGUGGGGGGGUCGGGUGGUCAGAGAAACCGUGUACUGGUUCCAGUACGAGGGCGACGCCGCUCUCAACAGCAACGUGUACGACGUGGCCAUGAAGCUGGUCACCAAACACUUCCCGGGCGAGUUCGGCAGCGAGAUCCUGGUGCAGAAAGUCGUCAACACCAUCCUGCACCACACGGCCAAGAAGAACCCGGAUGAGUACAACCCGGUGUCCAUCGACGGGGCUCACGUCCAGCGGCUCACCGACGCCAUGGAGACCCCGCAGGCGGCCGACCCCCAGCCGCCCACCAAGAUCAUCCUGACGGGUCAGAAAGCGAAGACGAUCCACAAGGAGGAGCUGACGAUGAGCCGGGCUGAGCGCAGCAUCCAGCAGAGCGUCAGCGAGCAGGCUCUCGUCUCUCAGAAGAGACGGACGGACAAACUGAAGCAGGAGCAGACGCCGCGCGGCCGGACCACCUCCCCGAGCGGCUCGCCGGAAACCUCCUCCUCGUCCGCUCCCGCCACACCCACCAAAUCCUCGUCCCCUUCGUCAUCCAGCAAGGAGAAGAAGAUCCGCGUGACCACCAGCGACGGCAGGCAGGCCAUGCUGACCCUGCAGGCGCACACCACCUUCUCGGAGCUGCAGGGAAGCAUCGCCAACCAGUUCGGCGUGCCGCCGCCGCAGCAGUGCAUCCGCUACGGCUUCCCGCCCAAAGAGCUGUCCCCACCGAAGGAUGGCGAGGAGAACGAGCCGGUGGCGCUGCAGCACGGCGACAGGGUGACCGUGGAGAUACUGAGGGGCCCCGAGGACCACAAGAGCCCCGCCUCCUCCAUACCCCGGGCCUCCAGCUCGCACUCUGUGAAGAGCGAGGACGCCGGCAGGAUGAGCGCCCGGGAGCUUCAGGACGGCAUCGACCUUGAGAUGUCCUCCCUCUGUCUCCUCGCGACCUUGAUGGGUGAGGACGUCUGGUCGUACGCAAGGAAGCUGCCGCACUUAUUCCAGCAGGGCGGGGUCUUCUACAACAUCGUUAAGAAAGACAUGGGUCUGAUGGACGGGAAGCACUGCACGCUGCCUCACCUGACGGGGAAAACGUUUGUGUACAACGCCACAGAGGAGCGGCUGGAGCUCUGUGUGGACGCCGCCGGUCACUUCCCCGUCGGCCCCGAUGUGGAGGAGCUGGUGAAGGAGGCGGUGGUCCAGCUGCGCUCUGAGACAGCCUCCAGGGGCAGCAGAGAGGGCAGCCCCUCCGGCCUGCUGCGCCUGGGCAGCGGCGGCGUGGUCAGGAAGAAGGAGCAGCUGCAGAGCGUCACCGCCUUCCAGGGUAAAGGUCACUCUCUGGGCAGCGCCGGCGGCUCCUCCCCUCCGGAGCACCGGCCUAUCACGCGUCAGCACAGCAGCGGCGUGGACCUGAGCGCCAGUGUGUCCCGAGGCCCCCCGGACCUGUCGGAAAUCCCCGAGGACGACCGGGAGCUGGUGCGCAUGGCGCCGGGCUUCGUCACGAUGAAGGACGGACGCGGCCUGGACCCGAGCCUGAUGGAGCAGCAGAGGAAGAAGCUGCAGGAGAUGGUCUCCUCCAUCCAGGCCUCCAUGGAGCGCCACCUCAGAGAGCAGCAGAGCACCACCGCCGCAGGGGGCGGGGCCAGCCAGGAGCGGACAGGCGGGACUAAGACGGGCGUGAGCCAAACGACCGCCCACGACGCUCCGGCUGCAGCGGGAGGGAAAACAGAUGGGAAGGUGGAGGAGCCAGAGGAGAUGGAGAGUCAGGACGCCGCACAGAGCAACGCCUUCGAACCCAUGGACCACUCCUGAUCCCUCCUGACCCCUAAGCCCCGCCCUCCGCCCCUUCCUCUCGCCUCGCCUCACCCGGGGUCACAGCGGCUCAGGAGGGAUCCUCAAGCUUUCGGUCUUCAUGGUGUUUGGUUGUCGUCAUGCAUGACUUCAGAGCGCCCGCAGCAGCUCUCUGCAGGGCGUCAGGAGGGGGCGGGGUCAGGUGGCACGUCCUCUGCGAUACAUCAUUAAAAAAAAAAAACUCCUGAGGCCGCCGC